GCUUAAAGUCAAAGUACCCCUUAUAUUUCUCGGCACGGUGGGUUUCUCGGCACGCAGGGAUGGACGUUAUCGACUUUUUGGAAGGCUUGAAGCUCACAUUGGAGCAUCUGAAGUCGUAUGUCGAUGGAAACACCACGGAUAGCCGCGCAUCCAGCAUAUCCGACCAGAUCGAGAAGAUCAAGACUCCCUUCAAAGCCUUUCAAGAGACUGUGGAGAAGUAUGAGAAAUCUUUGGGCGAGGCGUCAACUAGAGGACGGUUUGAGAGGGUGUCGACAACGAUCAAAUGGGCAUUGAAAGAGAUUUCGGGAGAUGUUGAGAAACUAAAAGUGGCUAUCAUGCAACCAAUACAGAUUAUCAAUACUCUUCUUUCCCUUCAACUCUUGUAAGUUGGUUUUACCAAAGUUCU
Molecule: messenger RNA, 406 nt
Organism: Mytilinidion resinicola
Lineage: Eukaryota; Fungi; Ascomycota; Dothideomycetes; Mytilinidiales; Mytilinidiaceae
Exons: 1
Coding region: 60-386 (108 amino acids)
Source: RefSeq, a predicted model, not a curated record